AUGGCGUCUUCUGAGCAAAUCUCUUUCACAGAUCAAUCUGCAUCAACUGUUAUGCUAAAAAUCAAGGUUUUGACGAUCUUCGAAAAUGUUCAUCUUUCCCAAGCAUAUUUCACUACAAUUCAUAACAACGCUCAAGAGUUAUUUGGACUCAAUUUGCUUAAAGUUUGGCUCAAACACAAAGAAUUCAGAAAUUUCUUGUGCUCGAUUUUGACAACUACUUUUGUGACUUCUGAUCUAAAUAAUUUCACUGCUAUUGGUUCAAUUCCAGCAAUGAUGUUAGUUAGGGUUCCUCUUGAUAAUGCUAUAAUGCCUGAAUACAUGGAAAUCUCUAUUUUUGGUAUUCGUGAAAUUCAUGCUUCAUUAGAAGAAAUUCUUGAUGUUUUCGAUAUUCCAAAAAGAGGAGGAAAGUGA
This is a messenger RNA of Lactuca saligna, 411 nucleotides long. Lineage: Eukaryota; Viridiplantae; Streptophyta; Magnoliopsida; Asterales; Asteraceae. The record is from the annotation of a GenBank genome assembly.